Hemicordylus capensis (graceful crag lizard) is the source of this 5391-nucleotide messenger RNA. It is a transcript of the gene C1GALT1, whose product is annotated as core 1 synthase, glycoprotein-N-acetylgalactosamine 3-beta-galactosyltransferase 1. Gene Ontology annotation, cellular component: membrane. Lineage: Eukaryota; Metazoa; Chordata; Lepidosauria; Squamata; Cordylidae. The record is from RefSeq and is a predicted model, not a curated record. Gene Ontology annotation, molecular function: N-acetylgalactosaminide beta-1,3-galactosyltransferase activity.
GGUUGUUGGCUGGGAGGAGGAAGUGGGCAGAGCCAGUGAGCUGGCUGGGCCCGAAGAGGAGCCUCGGGGCGUCUGCCAGGCUGCGGGAGGGAGGGCCGUUCCUCGGCGUAACAAGUGGCGGAGGCGCCUGUCCUCCCUCGGGGAAAUGGCUGUCUUGUCCGCAUCGUGUGUGUCUAGGAUCUCUUCAGGAAUGGCCUUUCCUAAAUCUUUGCUGAAUUUUCUGACCUUUUCUUUUGGAUCAGCUAUUGGAUUUUUCUUGUGUUACCUAAUAUUUAAUUUAGUAUUGGAAGAACAUAUUAAAGUUCAGCCUCAUAUCCUGUACAAUGAUCCUCAUGGCCAUCACUCAGAUGAUGAUAAAAGCAAUCAGCUGAGAGGACAGAUGAAUUUCAAUGCAGAUGCUGGGCAACAUAAAGAUGAAAACAAAAAUACUGCUGAAGAGCUGCACCAAAAGGUAAAUCUUUGCUGGGUGAUGACUGGUCCUCAAAAUCUGGAAAUAAAGGCCAAACAUGUCAAAGCGACUUGGGCCCAGCGCUGCAACAAAAUGCUGUUUAUGAGCUCUGAGGAAAAUAAAGACUUCCCCACUGUGGGAUUAGAAACCAAAGAAGGAAGGGACCAGCUGUACUGGAAGACCAUUAAAGCUUUCCAGUAUGUGCAUGACCAUUAUCUUGAUGAAGCAGAUUGGUUCAUGAAGGCAGAUGACGACACUUACGUUGCCCUGGACAACUUGAGAUGGCUUCUUUCAAAAUACAAUCCUGAAAAACCAAUUUAUUUUGGGAGAAGGUUUAAACCUUAUGUGAAACAGGGAUACAUGAGUGGAGGUGCAGGCUACGUACUGAGCAAGGAAGCUCUGAAGAGAUUUGUGGAUGGCUUUAAAAACAACAAAUGUACUCAUAGCUCUUCUGUUGAAGACCUGGCAUUAGGCAAAUGUAUGGAGAACAUUAAUGUAGAAGCUGGAGAUUCCAGAGAUACAAGUGGCAAGGAAACUUUCCAUCCAUUUGUUCCAGAGCAUCACUUAAUCAAAGGAUAUCUACCCAGAACUUUUUGGUAUUGGAAUUAUAACUACUAUCCUCCUGUAGAGGGUCCUGGAUGCUGCUCUGACCUGGCAGUUUCUUUCCACUAUGUUGAUGCUGUCACUAUGUAUCAGCUGGAAUAUUUGAUUUAUCAUCUUCGUCCCUAUGGUUACCAGUUCAGGUACCAUCCCGAAUCUCCUAAAAAGCAAAACUUAAGUGAUGCAGCAAAGAGUGUUGCAAAAUCUAACGGUGAAAUGGAAAGUCCCUUGAAGGCCUCUAAAUAAAAUGGUUUAUAGUGCACUGAAGAAGCCUUAUUGAAUGCCGAACUGACACAGUUAGCUCACAGAUGGCUAGAUGGAUUUGCUAAAAAGGAUUUUUAGAAUUAUUUUGUUCAAGUGGCUUCAGACUGCAAGGUCUUGCUGAAUCAUAGGGAGGAUGUUUCACAUGCCAUGAGACUGCAAGGCCAAGUCUUUAAAGCUGUGUUAACUGCAAUGAAAUUGCUCUUAUUUUGGUACAUUAAUGUAUACUCACAAAUUUUAUAUUGAAGAAGAUGGCUAUUGUCCAGAUUCAGGCAUGAAUAUGCAGUAUUUUAAUCUUUGUCACGAGACAGUACUUUGCUGUACUUUCUUGAGCACUAAAUUAAUUAGGCACAUUACCUUGGAUAAUGAUUAGACUCCUUGCUAAAGAGAUUUAAAUGUGAACGUGUUUUUAAGAAGCAGCUUUAUUCUACAGUGUCAGCCUUCAAGAAAUAAGCCUCCUGAUUAGAUGCAGAGGCUCAAAUUUUCAUCUGCAUUAUUUAAAUUGCAUUGAGCUUCAGUUUCACCUGUCAUUCUGCUAGCACACAGCUCAAUUGCUUGCUGCAAAGAAAUCUAAUAGUAUUUGAAUUAUAGCAGAAGGAUGGGUGGCAACUUUGAAUGCUUAGUAUUGUUACUAUUAUUAUUUUAUUACUGAAAUGGGUACAAUCUCACUAGCUGAACAAAUUACACACAUCUGUGUAGGUAAAUUCCCUUCUCAUGCUGCUUCUGGAAAACUAAUUACUACAGAAGUAGCAAGAGAUUCAUAGCACUGUAUUCCUGCUGGUUUAUUGCUGUUGACUUUCUGUAUUUUAACACUUCUUCUUCUUUUUGCUUAUAGAACUGGACUGGCACCAGAUAGGUACUGUUUAAAUUGAAAUGUGAGGCUGUGUUGCUUGACUAGCAUUUUGAGUGUUUCCGUUUUAGGCUAGAUGGUUGCAAUAACGUAGUUCACCUUGAACAGUGUGCCUGUUUUGUGUUUAGUCGCCUCCUUUUCUUCAAAACAUAAUUUCUUUGUUUUGCUCUUGUGUUACACCAUGUUGAAAGGAGCCUCUUCCAACAAAUGAAGGAGCUCUGUACUUUGUGCUAAACUAUAUGAAUUUUAGUGUAAUUUUUCUUGUUGUGAUUUAUGCCUUCAUCCUCCACAUAUUGUAUACCAAGUUAAUCUGACCUGGUCACAGCUAGAGAUGUGCACGAACCUGUUCGGAGGCCCUUUUACAGGCCUCCGAACAGGUUCGAGAACCGGGCGGUUUGAAGUUCAAAGAUGGGGGGGGGUGUCUCACUUUAAGGGUUGGGGAGGGUGCACUUACCCCUCCCUCCGCUUUUCCCCUGCUGGAGCCUGGUAUUUCUCAAGUCCUAUGGGACGGCAGCAUACUUCCCUGCCACCCUGUUUGCUCUUCGGCCAGAAGUAGCUGGCACGUGUGCACUCAGUGGGCGCGAGUGUGCGCAUGCCGCAAGUGACCGCCCGAUGUGCAUGUGCUUGCGACUGCCAGGCGCACAUGCUCAGCUACUUCUGGCUGCCGUCCCGUAGGACUUGAGAAAUACCGGGCACUCGCAGGGGGAAAGCGGAGGGAUGGGUAAGUGCACCUUCCCCCGCCCUUAAAGUGUGACACCCCCCACCUUCGCACCGCCCGGUUCUCGUACCUGUUCGGAGGCCUGUAAAAGGGCCUCCGAACAGGUUCGUGUAGAUCCCUAGAUGUGACCAGAUCAGAUUAACUUGGUAUGACACCUGGCGUGGUUCCGUGCAAAUCCCUAGUCACAUCUUGGUAUUCAGGCAUUUUCACACAGUAGUCCUGCCAAAGUGUUCAACCAAGGCUUGCUUUUCCUCCUGCUCUUUAAUUCAUUGUAGUAAUGUUCAAAUUGAAAUUAUGUACUUGACAGUGGUUGCUGGUCAGAAAUAUUUGCCAAGCAUCCUAACUCACUACUACUUGCUUUUAAAAUGAAUUAGGAUAUUGGAGGAUUACCAGUGUCUUAUGAAAUGGUUUACUUCACAGUUGCAUACAUACUUCUGCCUCUCUGGUAUCCAGGCAUGAAAUAUGUUGGUUUUUGUUCCCACUGUUGCUCUUAAUGAAUCCUCAGUAUAAUCCUUAAUAUUCAUAGAUGAACAGGAUUUACCUCGUGUGAAAAGAAUGGACUAGAAGUUCAUGUUUAUGCUAUAUAUUUGGCCUGCGGAGAGAUUCUGAAAACUGGAACUGAUGCAAAAGUGUUGCUCUAGAAUUGAAGCUCUGCCGACAUGCUAAUUUUCAGUUUUUAGCUCAUCCACAAGUGCAAAAAUAAUAGGCACAGAGAAUUCUCAAAUAGCACUGGUGACAGAUGCAUUGUUGAGACAAACGUUAAGCUGUUUUGCCCAUUAAUGGGUUAAUUUUAAGCUUAAAAGGAGUUUUAACAAGAUUAGUGGCUGACUGUGGUCAGAAUGUUCUCCAGCUUCUUAGUACUGGUCCUUUCUCUUGCCCAGUUUGGCUCUAGUGACAUUCAUGUGUCUUAUCUACCUCAAAAUAUCCUCCAAACACCUGGUGUAAAUUUCCAGUGCUAUAGUGAAUUGUGUGGCUGAUGUGGGGGGAAAGUGACUGUUCUAAGCCUCUUAACCUUCAAGUAUCAUGAUGACUGUUAAAUAUAUAUUUAAGGUUCUCUCAAAACUGGAGUGUUCUGUCAAACAUUUAUAUUGAUUGAUAUAGCAACAACAGUACUAUUUUAGGUUGAAAUGCCUUGUUUUAUAUGUUAGUGUCCAUUUUAUUUGACUUGCAAAGUAUGGUCUUGGAUCCAAAGAGGCCCAUAGCGUUGGAGUGGGGGUGAUGCACAGUUUCCACAGAUCCCGCCCCCCACGCCCAUUGUACUGCAUAGUAUGCUGUUCCAGAAAGCCUGCUAAUCAUCAGGUACAGCUCUUUCUGGGCAGUGAGGGGAUGAGAGUGUGCAUGCAUGAAGAUAGAUGCAAGCCAUGGAUAUCUAGUAUGGAGCGUGGAAGAGUGCACCUUAGCCGGCUAAACAUGGUCUUCUGACCAGGUGUGCCUUUGAAGUGAAGCAGCACAAGAUCUGUUGAGAAAGGGCUCAUUACUUUGGGAUUCAGGUGGUUUGUUGUUGUUUUUUUCUUUAAACUUUUAUCUGACAGUGUUGUGUUCCUUGUAGAGAUGCAGUAAAGAAUCCAGUUGCCAAAUCCUCGAGAUAGACAAUUUAGACUCCAGCCCAACCCCAGAUUUGUUCUACAAGCUGGAGAGUGGUGGUGGUUAAUCAAACAUUCUGGUAUUUGUAAUAGCCAAAAAGCACAUUGGUGUCCAAAGGCAUGAGAUUUCUUUUAGGCAUUGUUUUGUUAUGUCCCAAAGCUUGCUCUUGUGGAUUGGUAUCAAGUUAUCUGAGAGAAUGCUCAACUGAAUUUUUAAUGAGCUGUAUCUCUUUUGUAUUGUAUGUAAAGUCCAACCUUGAUGACCAAAUAUUGCACCGCUGCUGAUUAUGACUUAAUCAGUUGUUUUAAAAUAACCUUUUCAUUAAGGUUCUUAACGGCUUUUGUUAGAACAUUCUGUAUUUAAUUUAAAGCAAUGUACAAAUUAUCUCAUUGUUAAUGUGCUAAGAUCAUUUUUGUAUUGUUAGAACUAAGUUUAACAUAUUUGAUUCCAUUUUAAAAGAAUUAUGUUCUAUUUUGAGAUCUCUUAAUUUCCUGUGCAGAGAAUAAAAUGGCCCCAUCCUUUAUCUCUUUGUAUAUUUUAAAUGACACCAUCUACAACUGAGUAUAAAGCUUAUUUUUGUCUUGUACUAACAGAAAAUGUUGUGAACUAUCAUAUAAAGCAACUUCAGUUUAAUGUAUAUUGUGUACAGCAUACAGUACUUUGCAAAUCUUACUGGAGACAUAGCUGAAAGACAACUCUUCACUGCUGAGCAGUAUGUCAAUGUUAAAAUAGUGACUAAAGAUUUAAAAGAUCGGAAAAUAGUUUUUCACAGUAAAUAGUGCUUGACUAUUUUAUUCAAGUGAUUGACAAAUGUCAACUUUUUUGAAAUGUCAUCUUUUGAAGUGCCUUUCACCAGUUUUUAGCAAUUAAUUUAAAUGACGUGCACAAAUAAAAUAUCACAAUUAUAAAAAAUGUUGUUUGCAACUUUUA